UACCAUACGGAUCCCAUUCAACGACUUUGCAGUCACAACUGUGUGUGUAUGUCUCUCUCUCUCUUCUCGGAUGCCAUAAGAGACCCGGCGAAACUGCCAUCGUCCGCAUCUACAAAAAGGCUACCUACCGCAACACUCAGAGGGUGUACGCGUCUUCCUUUGUGAGUUUCCGUAGUUAUUUAUUUCGCUUUUCUCUCGGAAUCGCGACUGUUUCCGGAAACGAAACGAAAUCCGAUUUAACGAAAAAGAAUGGGGAGCUUGGGUGCGGUUCUGAAAAACCCCGAUGACUUUUACCCGCUGCUGAAGUUGAAAAUGGCGGCGAGGCAUGCUGAGAAGCAGAUCCCUCCGGAGCCACACUGGGCUUUCUGCUACACCAUGCUCCACAAGGUCUCUCGCAGCUUCGCUCUCGUUAUUCAGCAGCUCACCCCCGAACUUCGCAACGCCGUAUGCAUAUUCUAUCUGGUUCUUCGAGCCCUCGAUACUGUUGAGGAUGAUACAAGCAUACAAACAGAUGUUAAAGUGCCUAUCCUGAUAGCUUUUCAUCGUCACAUAUAUGAUCGCGAGUGGCAUUUUUCAUGUGGUACAAAGGAGUACAAAGUUCUCAUGGACCAAUUUCAUCAUGUAUCAAUUGCUUUUCUUGAGCUUGGAAAGAGUUAUCAGGAGGCAAUUGAAGACAUUACCAAAAGAAUGGGUGCAGGAAUGGCAAAAUUUAUAUGCCAGGAGGUAGAGUCAAUUGAUGACUAUGAUGAAUAUUGCCACUAUGUAGCAGGACUUGUCGGACUAGGUCUGUCCAAGCUUUUCCAUGCCUCUGGGUCAGAAGAUUUGGCUCCAGAUCAUCUUUCGAAUUCAAUGGGUUUAUUUCUUCAGAAAACAAACAUAAUACGAGAUUAUCUGGAGGAUAUUAAUGAGAUACCAAAGUGUCGCAUGUUUUGGCCUCGCCAGAUCUGGAGUAAAUACGUUAACAAACUUGAGGACUUGAAAUAUGAGGAAAACUCCGAAAAGGCAGUGCAAUGUUUGAAUGACAUGGUCUCCAAUGCUUUGAUACAUGUGGAAGAUUCCUUGAAAUACAUGGCUGCCUUACGUGAUCUCUCGAUAUUCCGAUUUUGCGCUAUCCCCCAGAUCAUGGCCAUUGGAACACUGGCGUUGUGCUACAACAACAUUGAAGUCUUCAGAGGUGUAGUUAAAAUGAGGCGUGGUCUUACUGCCAAAGUCAUCGACCGAACAAAAACGAUGGCUGAUGUGUAUGGUGCUUUCUUUGAUUUUUCUUGUAUGCUGAAGUCAAAGGUCAACAAGAAUGACCCUAAUGCAACAAAGACGUUGAGCAGGCUGGAUGCGAUACUGAAAACCUGCAGGAAUUCUGGAGUCCUCAACAAAAGAAAAUCUUACGUCGUCAGGAGCGAGCCUAGAUUAAAUCCGACUCUUGUUGUUAUGCUGCUCAUUAUAUUGUCCAUCAUUUUUGCAUAUCUCCUCUCUGCCAAACAACCAAAUAAUUGAAGUUCCACUAAUGAACUUCUUGAGUUUCCUGCCUGUAUGGCUAGCUAUCAAGUGCGUGCUUUGUUCCAAGAAACUUAAUUUAUGUUUGUAUUCAAUAUUUAAAUGCUUUUUCCCGAAGGUUGUAUAUCCACCAUAAAUAUGCCAAAUAUUGUACAUGUAGUUUCCAACCUCUUGGAGGAAACUCUUUUACCUGUUGGCAACUCUUGACUCGUUAAGACAUCAAAUGAGUUCCUCUUUCAACUUUUUCUAGAAAUAAAUAUGAGAUUGAGCAAUGA
Carya illinoinensis is the source of this 1769-nucleotide messenger RNA. RefSeq names its product squalene synthase. Gene Ontology annotation, cellular component: endoplasmic reticulum membrane. The transcript is spliced from 14 exons. Bases 250 to 1494 code for a protein of 414 amino acids. Gene Ontology annotation, molecular function: squalene synthase [NAD(P)H] activity. The record is from RefSeq and is a predicted model, not a curated record. NCBI's taxonomy places the organism in Eukaryota, Viridiplantae, Streptophyta, Magnoliopsida, Fagales, Juglandaceae. Gene Ontology annotation, biological process: lipid biosynthetic process; farnesyl diphosphate metabolic process.